UCAUUUGUUUUCCACAAAAAUUUCGAAUAACCAAAAAAAAACAACUAAAUAAGCUUGCAUUUAUCCGUUUUUACAUAAAUUAUUUUUAAAAACCUAAUCUUGUCCUAUAUAGUUCAAUAAAUUAAACAAAAUUAACGACCGUUCAAAUUUCCAAAAACUUCAAAUCACUGAAAAGUGAAAACAUUGACACCCUAAUCGGCCCGCGGGACAGUUCUGCGCGUAGGAUUAUCAUAUUAAUAAUGCCAUCAAAACCAAAAUCAGCCGCCGCUGCAGAGCGAGAACGACUGAUCAUCGCCCCGCAUCAUCAUCAAACGUGCAGUGCCGCACGCGCGCUGACGACCACCAUAUUGCGUAAGUAGGGAGAGAGAGCCGACGACGUUGUUGUGCAGUGCGAACGUGCAUGCAGCAUCAGGCCAUCAGUCGACCGGCCAAAAUGCUGAGGUACGGCCGUGCCGUCGGCCAGCUGUCCAGGAUAACGAGACAAGCACACGCGAAGAACUUCUCCGAGCCCCUCAAACGCUUCGAUUUCAUAAGUAUAGGAUGUCUGAGGUAUAGUUCCAAAAGUAAGAAAACCAAAACUACUGGUACUACCGCCAAAGUAGAAGACUGCGUGCCCAAUAGCAAAACAAAAACAUCAAAGAAAGUUCCUCCACUGCCACCACCUCCACCUCCGCCACCACCAGCGCCGCAUGCAUCUGCACCUCCACCUGUACCACCACCUCAAGAGGCAAAGCCUCCAGAGCGAGUCCAAGCCCUCUGCGAUAAUAGGAAUUACACUUGUCCACCAAACUGCCCUCCAGUUCAUGUAGAAGACUGUUACAAAUCUGGAGGCCCAGGUGAUAAUGAACCAGGAUUCAAAUACUGGAAACAUCUGAUUGCCGCAGUUAUUUUAGCUGGAGUCUCUGCCUAUGCGUAUGUGGAAUGGUUCACGGGUGAUGAUGGCAAGAAGAAAAAAAAAAUCGAUACCAGCACUGGUAGGCGUGAGAUUGUCCCAAAUCCACCAGAUUCUGGUUCAAUUCCAGCCGAAAUACCAUACUUGUUAAUAGGAGGUGGUACUGCUGCAUUUUCAGCAUUUCGUGCUAUUAAAGCUGGUGAUCCCACUGCUAAGGUUCUGGUGAUAACUAACGAAGGAGACUUACCUUAUAUGAGGCCACCUUUGUCCAAAGAGCUUUGGUAUAACAGGGAUGAAGCCAUGUCAUCUAAAUUAAUUUUUAAACAAUGGAACGGCACAAAGAGGAGUUUGUUCUACGAACCUCCUGAAUUUUAUCUCAAUGUCAAUGACUUGGCAGAAUCUGAAAAAGGUGGUGUAGCAGUUGCUACAGGCUGGAAAGUCAAGAAAAUAGAUGUGCCUAACAAAACUGCCUAUUUGCAAGAUGACUACAAAAUUAAAUAUGAUAAAUGCCUUAUUGCAACUGGUGCAUCGCCCAAGAAUGUAUCUGCAUUCGAGACAGCAAAUGAGAAAAUUAAAGAAAAAGUUAUAGUUUUUAGAACUAAAGAGGAUUACAUUGAACUUGUUCGAAACAUUAAGAAGCCUUCGGUGAAAAAUAUCGUUGUUGUUGGUGGAGGUUUCUUGGGAUCAGAACUUUCCACUUCACUUGCUCGAAAUUUAACAUAUGAAGGGCAAAAGGUUUAUCAAAUUUACAAAGAAAAGAAUAUCUUGGCACAAGUUUUACCAGAAUAUUUGAGCGAGUGGACAACAAAACAUUCAGAAAUUGAAGGUGUGAAUUGCAUACCCAAUGUAGAAGUUCAUGACUGUAGCUUGAAAAAUGGUAGAUUAUCGCUUGCACUUACAGAUGGCCAAAUUUUAGAAGCUGACCAGGUUGUAGUUGCGAUUGGCGUCGAAGCGAACACCACGUUUGCAAAGGACUCCUCUUUAGAAGUAGAUCCCGAGCAAGGUGGCUUUCUAGUUAAUGCCGAAUUAGAAGCGAGAAGCAAUUUGUGGGUGGCAGGCGAUGCCGCAUGUUUUUACGAUGUUAAACUUGGUAGAAGAAGAAUCGAACAUCACGAUCACGCGGUUAUUUCCGGACGAUUGGCUGGUGAAAAUAUGACGGGUGCACGGAAACCAUAUCUGCAUCAGUCCAUGUUCUGGUCUGACUUGGGUCCAGAAGUUGGAUUCGAAGCCAUAGGAAUUAUUGAUUCGUCUCUGGAGACAGUAGGCGUAUUUGCUAAAGCUACUGAGCAAGACACACCAUUGGCUGCAGUGACAGCGUCUGAUGAAGGCAUUAGAUCAACGAGUGAAGAGCAGAAAGACGAAGCGAAAUUUGAAUCUGGAUCAAAAACCCAGUCUGCUUCUGAUGAAAAGCAAGUGGUGACUGCUAAAGUAGAUUCUAGUAAGGAAAAAUCCAAGGAAGAAUCUCCAAGUACAGAAGAUAAUUAUGGAAAAGGCGUCAUCUUCUAUGUACGUGAUAACACUGUUGUGGGCAUUGUCCUGUGGAAUAUUUUUAACCGCAUGUCCGUUGCUAGACAGCUGCUUGCGAGAGGAACAAAGUACGAUGAAUUGAACGAAGCCGCCAAGCUAUUUGCGAUUCACGAGGACUGAAAAGCUAAAAUGUCUGAAAAUAUUUAGAUCAUUGUUUUGUAUAUACGCGAACGUGUAGGUGUUUUCGAAGCGUUUAUGAUCACGUUAAAAGAGGUAACUGGUAUUUGUACCACUAUUUUAAUUUCCUAACAUUCAUUCCGAUCGAUGUUGAACUCUUGGUGAAAUUUCAAGAAGCUUCAAUUGUCGAAAGUACGAAGUAGAGUUGCAUUUAUUUUAACUGCUAACCUUGAUGGCGCUUACAAAUUUUAGCAGAAAAAUAAAUAAAGACAAUAGACAUACACAAAAUGCUUGUUUGGUGACAUUCAAAUGCUUGAUAGAUUACAAGUUAGAUAGUUGUAACGAAUUGUGUAUGAAAAACUUUAUUGCAUAAGUUCGAGAUUAUGUAUUAUAGAUUUUCAAAUGAAUGAAUUUAAUUUGUUCAUCUUAAUAUUUCAUCGUACAAAAAUACCAAUUACAAUUUUUUCACGUCAUCUGGCAUUGUAUUGUUUGUUUUUUUAUUUUUAUUAAAAGCUAUAACUAAUUAGUCAGCUGUACAAAAUAUAGCGAGUCAAUGAUCCAUUUACAUAAAAGUUAACAAAACAUUUUAAUUUGAUGUUUAUAGUACUCAACUAUUUCCCUCGUUAUCUUGAAUAUUAAGUUUCCGUUGCGUUAAUGGUGGAAGCACUUUUCCUCCGUGUCUUUUUCCCAAACGGUCCAUGAAUCCCAUCUGACUGUGAAUCCGAUAAUCUUCCAAGAUCUUGAAUAUCAAAACAUUCUCGUGACAAUCUCAUUGAGUAAUAGUUAGGAAUUUACAUUUUUUAGUUCUCACCAUAUCUUCGGGCCACAAUUUUCCUUUCAUAAUGUUUUUCAACAUUUCACCUUCGCAGUGAUUUAACAAAGAAGCGCAGUAGUAAACCACAUAAUCUGGUGGAUGCGUAAUGCAAAUCGCCAAGUAAUGCAUGAUUUCACUCCAUGGAAGAAUCCCCCAGAAACAUUGAGUGAGCUGUCUAUCACAGAUCAUCCACCAGUCAAUCCCGCAUUCAUUCUAAAAAUUAAAUUUUGUAUUUAAUAAAUUCUGUUUCCAUUUUUUUUUAACUUUAUAUGAAAAAUAUUAAGUUUACCUUUAGUGCAAAUUUUAUCGUCGGGAAUUCUUGGCUGACAAUAUUUUCAAGAAGAUGGGCAAACAGAAACCUCGUUGAAGCCUCUUCUUCGUUUGACUCAUCAACAGCUUGCGCGAGCGCAGGCCACAUGAAUAUCGCCGAUGGAAAUCUUAAAAUUUGUGUCACAAAUGUUUUUGCCCUAAAAAAGAGUAAACUUUAGUACGGUAAAUUAAUCUAUCUAACAAAGUAUUAAAGGUCUGUGAUGACAAAAAGCUUUAGAGUCAAAAGUAACUAUGUUACGACAAUGACAACCAAGUUUUCAACCUGAGACCUAAUUUGCCAAUGAUGAUAUCUGGUUAGCUCGAGUCGUUUUGUGACUGUCGAGUCAACUUUCUUUUGACGUCUUUGCAAUCAACUUAAUCAAUGUAUCUUUCAAUGAUCAAGUUGCGUUGAGUUAAAGAAGGCGUUAAUUGAAAUACCAUUCCAGUUGCUAAAACGUAAUCGCGGCCAACUGAGGCAUUUUUCAAAUAUUCAUUUUAUAGUAUUAAACAAUUGUUGAGCAAAAAUAACUAACAGCUAACAACGACUAACAGCGUAUACUAACUUCUCUACGUUACCGCUGCAAAUGAGAAAAAUAGUCGACAAAAACCAGUCGAAUCCUUCAAAUUGCAAGGACUUGUUGUAAUUUAUAAAGUCAUGUGAGGAUUGAAUAAACACUUUUAAAUUGUG
Nasonia vitripennis (jewel wasp) is the source of this 4347-nucleotide messenger RNA. It is a transcript of the gene AIF, whose product is annotated as apoptosis-inducing factor 1, mitochondrial. NCBI's taxonomy places the organism in Eukaryota, Metazoa, Arthropoda, Insecta, Hymenoptera, Pteromalidae. The record is from RefSeq and is a predicted model, not a curated record. The coding region runs from base 401 to 2539 and encodes 712 amino acids. The transcript has 11 exons. Gene Ontology annotation, molecular function: NAD(P)H oxidase H2O2-forming activity; protein dimerization activity; FAD binding. Gene Ontology annotation, biological process: mitochondrial respiratory chain complex assembly; apoptotic process. Gene Ontology annotation, cellular component: mitochondrion; cytoplasm.